Molecule: messenger RNA, 1380 nt
Organism: Lotus japonicus
Lineage: Eukaryota; Viridiplantae; Streptophyta; Magnoliopsida; Fabales; Fabaceae
Exons: 3
Coding region: 106-1218 (370 amino acids)
Biological process (GO): ethylene-activated signaling pathway; regulation of DNA-templated transcription; ubiquitin-dependent protein catabolic process
Molecular function (GO): DNA-binding transcription factor activity; DNA binding
Source: RefSeq, a predicted model, not a curated record
AUAAAAUAAUUGAGACGAACCUUCCUCGUUGCUUGCUUGCAUUCCUCUCUACCAUUUUCCUCCAAUUUCAAUUUUAAUCUUCUCAUCUCUUCUCAUCUUUCUGAAAUGGCCAACCCUGAUGAAGACUGUGCCCUCUACGUGGAGGUGGCGAAGAGGCACUACAGAGGAGUCCGCCAAAGACCGUGGGGCAAGUUCGUCGCCGAGAUCCGGGACCCGAACAAGCGCGGAUCUAGGCUUUGGCUCGGAACAUUCGACACCGCCAUCGAAGCCGCCAAAGUUUACGACCGAGCCGCGUUUACCUUUCGCGGCUUGGAGGCGGUUCUCAACUUCCCGUUUGAAGCCGGUGUCGUUGACCGGAAGCACCGCCCGGAAGAGGAGGCGGAGACAAGAGCUGCAGGGAAGGCGGAACACGGAAUGUUAAUCAAUGAGGGAGAAGUAUUGAUGUAUCACCAUUUCAAUAAUCUAUGCACGAGUGAACAUGGCAGGCUCUUGGUAAAGCAGAGUUUAGUCACAUGUUCUAGUAUUGCGGGGGUAAUAGACAUCAAAACCUGUAAGACGAACUUCAAGGAUUGGUUCAAGCAAAUCUGGAGGGAGCCGCAUAAUCCACGUGAAAAGCAUUUCGAUGAUUUCAGAACUCUUAUGAACUCCCCCGACUUUAGGAUCUUCUGUUACAAUAUCUACCAGUCUUCCAAGCACGUCCCGUUGCUACUGACACCUCGUGUUUCUCAAGAUACCAUCUCUUUAAGAAGCUCUGAUAAGGUGGUCUUUGAGAUGAAUAAGAUGGUUGCAAUCUCUGAAUCAAAGCUUCUUAAAGACGUUAUUGAAUGUCACCCAAAUGAAGAUGAGAUUCCCUUGCCUCGAGUAUCCAGCCUCAUCCUCCCGGAGGUCAUCUCCUUUUGCGAGAAGAAACUCAAAUUCGAUCAGCUUUUUAAGAGCAUUGCGGAGAUUUUGAAGACUGUUUUCAUCCCCUACAAUGCUUGGGUCACACGCUUCGUCAACAAUAAUCAUAGCAUUUUCUCUCACUUGCAUGAUGCUGCGAACUUUCUCAACAUUCCAAGCCUUUUUGAGUUUACAUCACUUUUCACUGGACUGGAAGAUAGAGGUGAAAACGAAAACAAAAUUCAAGAGACAUCGAAGUGGUAUUCAGCAUUAUCCAUGCUUUCAACUAUGGGGAUUGAGAUUGGAGAACCUUCUUAUAUUUCGCUAAAUUUGGGAUAACUCUUGCAUUUCAUUGCAGUUCAUCACCUCUUUCUAGUUAUAUAACAUGAUUGUAUUAGCUUAUUUUUCCUCAAUCAAUGUAGAUACUAAAAAACUUCUUCUCGUAAUUGAUUGGUUAUAGAAUCAAUUGUCAAGAGAAAUCAAUAGAAAAUGGUUUUGUCA